AUGCCCUCGAGGAUCCUUCUCAUAGUUCCAGCUAUCCACCUCGAUCUUCAAGGGGCAGAGACUACUUGCGCCGGACUGAAGGUUACGAGCCUAACCCUUACGGCAAGCAAAUUCAGCACACGAAAACAAGAACUCGGCACUAGGGAGCCUACUAAGCAUGCCCCCCUAGAAUAUGGUGAGAGAAAAGAGCACCGCCAGCUCAGUAAGUUGGCAGAAAGGGCAGGCAGACAUGCUGAAAGGAACUCAAAGGCCAGAAUGGAGUUUAAUGAGCUUCAUAUUGGCCGUAGAAGCCAGAAUUCCUAUGUGAAUCACAAAAGGGAGGCCGACGAGGCUCUCGAAUCAGCCGACAAUUUUCAAGUGAAAGCUGAGGAGCAUGAGCGCCUCUUGAAGGGUUUUAGAGCUAGACGCUAG
Molecule: messenger RNA, 411 nt
Organism: Aspergillus wentii DTO 134E9
Lineage: Eukaryota; Fungi; Ascomycota; Eurotiomycetes; Eurotiales; Aspergillaceae
Exons: 3
Coding region: 1-411 (136 amino acids)
Source: RefSeq, a predicted model, not a curated record